Molecule: messenger RNA, 1917 nt
Organism: Rotaria sp. Silwood1
Lineage: Eukaryota; Metazoa; Rotifera; Eurotatoria; Philodinida; Philodinidae
Source: the annotation of a GenBank genome assembly
AUGAUGGACGCCAAUAGAGCUGAAAUGGAACUUGAAAGUACAAAAUUACAUAGACAAUUAACUGCAUUUCAAUAUGAAAUAGAAAAUAUACGAGCUAAAGUUCAAAAAUUAACUGAUGAAAAUGAUUCUCUACGACGUGAAUUACGACAUAGUGUUGAAGAGCGUCUAUCAGGCAUUCAUCCAGAUACUUUCUUAAGUUUAAAUAAUGAUUCUAUUAUUGAAAUACAAAAAAAACAAAUAGAAUUAUUACAAGAAGAAAAAGAAGAGACAAUGAAAUUAUGUGAAGAUAGUAGACAAACAAUCAUUAAACUUGAAGAAAAAAUUGAAGAUUUAGAACAUCCAUUGAAACCACAUUUAAUUAGACUUGAUAUGGAAACUAAACAGGCACAAGAAGAACACGCUCGAGCUGAAGUACAACUUAUACAAGAAAUAAAUAUGAUACGUGAAGAACUCACAAAACGAAGUAGAGAAUUUGUGAAUUGUCAAUUACGUGUCAAAGAAUUAGAACGACAAAAUGAAACACUUCAAGUUGAAGUUUAUCAAAAACAAGAUGAUUUGCGUAAUUAUUUAAAAAAAGAGCUUGGUUAUGAUGGAGCUUUUGUUGAAUUUCAAAAAGUUGAACAUGCUGUAAAAGAAAGAGAAAAUGCUAUACAACAACGAGAUGAUAUGGAAUCGAAACUAAAAGAUUUAACACAACAAAAUCGUUCUCUACAAGAAAAACUUGCUGAAGCAAUCGAUGAAUUACAACAACAUGCUCAUGCUCAUACUACAAUUGCUCAUCAUACUCAUGAUAUUGAUCAUGAUCGAUUUGAACAUGACCGAAUGCAUCGAACAAUUGAUGAACUUAUAGAACAAGCAGCUGUUAAAACACGUACUGCUGUUGAAGAUGUACGACAACAAUAUAAUGAUAAUUUAGAAAGAAUAAUGGAAGAAUAUAAUAAUAUGGAAGCGGCAUUAAAUCAAAAACAAAUUGAAUUCGAUAAAUGUUUAAGAACAAAACGAUCUGUCGAAGAUGAAUUAGAAAAGAUUUUACAAGAACGACGUCUUAACUUAGAAAAAAGUGCUUUAGAUAAUGAAGAUUUAGCUAAACGAUGUGUUCAAGCUGAACGUGAACGAGAUGAUACACAAUUAAAAUUUGAACAAAAUCAUCAAGCAUUUAAAAUGCUUCAACAAUCAUAUGAAGCUGACAAAAAAAAUCAUGAACUUAAACAAAAAGAAUUAACUGAACGAUUACAAAAAGUAACGAAUGAUCUUGAUAAAAUGACUCUUGAUUAUACAGCAACAUUUAAUGAUUUAAAUGAAUUAAAAAAAAGAUUAUCAUCAACACAAAAUGAACAAACAUUAUUACAAAGACGAAUGGCUGAAUUAGUGAAAAGACAUGAAGAACAAAUAAUUGAAAAAGAAAAAGAAUGUCUAGUACGUUUAACACAAAGAGAUGAUGUCAAUCGAGUAACAUUUAAUGAAUUACGUAAUUUAGUUAAUCGACAACAACGAAUGAUUGUUAAAUAUAAAGAAGAAUGUCAUACGAUAGCUAGUCAAAGUGAAACAACAAUAAAUGAGUUAAAACAAAAAAUUGAUAAGUUACGUUCACGUAAUGAACAAUUACAAUCAGAAAUUGGUGAUGUCAAACGAAAAGACGCUGAAAUGGAUCGAAUACUAGCAAAAAAUUCAAAACGUAUCAAAGCAUUAGAAGAACGUUUACAUGAUGCAGAAGAACAAGCUCUUGAAGCAUCAAGACGAGUUGCUAAACAAUUAGUACGGGAUCGAUUAGCUAUAACACAAGGUGAUCAUUAUUCAUACUCACAUAUGCGACCUAAUCAUUCAACUUCAUUAUUUAAUUUAACAGCACUUAAACCACCAAUUGUGCCUUCAACAACAAUGACGGAUAGCAUUGAACAUUUUCCUGAUGAAAAAUAA